Protopterus annectens (West African lungfish) is the source of this 2832-nucleotide messenger RNA. RefSeq names its product apoptosis inhibitor 5 (gene API5). Gene Ontology annotation, cellular component: nucleus. Gene Ontology annotation, molecular function: RNA binding. Gene Ontology annotation, biological process: negative regulation of apoptotic process. The record is from RefSeq and is a predicted model, not a curated record. Lineage: Eukaryota; Metazoa; Chordata; Ceratodontiformes; Protopteridae.
CGCGGGUUGUGUAUUCUUUCUUUACUCAUUCGAAUUGCAUAUGGAUUGGGAUCGUUAAAAUCUGUUGGUGAGCGGUGUAACGUCACAUCCACUUAUUUUAGGGACACACAGAAAGCCUUUGUACACAUAGUCUGCAGUAAAAGUAACGAUAAAUACGUAGGAUCGUGCGAUCCGUGCAGUGGGCAGCAUGUCUACCGUUGAGGAUCUGUAUCGCAACUACGGGAUCCUUGCGGAUGCCAAGGACCAUGUUGAACAGCACAAGGAUGCCUACCAAGUUAUACUGGAUGGAGUGAAAGGAGGAAUCAAAGAGAAAAGACUUGCAGCACAAUUUAUUCCCAAAUUCUUCAAACAUUUUCCAGACUUAGCAGAUGCUGCCAUAAAUGCACAGCUUGAUCUAUGUGAAGAUCCAGAUAUUUCUAUACGUCGCCAAGCAAUUAAGGAAUUGCCACAGUUUGCAACAGGAGAAAAUCUUCCUAGAGUGGCAGAUAUUCUGACACAGCUUUUGCAGUCAGGUACUUUAGGAGGUUUGUUUACACAAAUUGUUCAGGGGGAAGAACUUGUAAGAGAGCGAGCUAUCAAAUUCCUCUGUAUGAAACUAAGGACUUUGCCAGAGGAUGUAUUAACAAAGGAUGUAGAAGAAUUCAUUUUUUCACAGUCUAAAAAGGUCCUUGAAGAUGUGACCGGUGAGGAGUUUGUCCUUUUCAUGAAGAUUCUUUCUGGACUGAAAAGUAUGCAGACAGUUAGUGGAAGGCAACAGCUUGUGGAAUUAGUAACUGAUCAGGCCGAUUUGGAGCAGACAUUCAAUCCAGCAGAUCCAGACUGUGUGGACAAGCUGUUGCAGUGUACUCGUCAAGUAGUGACCCUCUUCUCUAAAAAUGUUCAUUCGAACAAGUUUGUCACCUGUUUCUGUGAGCAUGUUUUGCCAAUUCUGAGUUUACUUACUAGUCCCGUGGAAGGACUUGAUAUUCAACUGGAGGUUUUGAAACUGCUGGCUGAAAUAAGUCCCUACUUUGGUAACAUGGAAAAACUUGAGUCCAACCUAAUGAAGCUCUUUGACAAGUUACUGGAGUUUAUGCCUUUGCCUCCCGAAGAAGCGGAGAAUGGGGAGAAUGCAGGUGGCGAGGAACCCAAACUUCAGUUUAGUUAUGUUGAAUGUCUGCUGUACAGCUUUCACCAACUAGGAAGAAAGAUGCCAGAUUUCCUAACUACUAAACUUCAUCCUGACAAACUAAAGGACUUCAAGAUCAGGUUGCAGUAUUUUGCUCGAGGUUUGCAGGUGUAUAUUAGGCAGCUUCGUCUAGCUCUGCAGGGGAAGUCUGGUGAUGCCUUAAAAACAGAUGAGAACAAGAUUAAAGUUGUUGCCUUGAAAAUAACAAACAACAUCAAUGUUCUCAUCAAGGAUCUAUUUCACAUGCCUCCUUCUUUCAAGAGCACAGUAACGCUCUCAUGGAAACCAGUACAGAAGACAGAUUCUGGACAAAAGAGGUCAUCAGGAGGAGGUGCUUCAUCUGAGUCUCCACCAAAAAAAUCACCACCAGCUCAAAAAAGGGAUUCAAGGCAGAUAUACAACCCACCUAGUGGGAAGUACAGUGGUAGUAUUGGCAAUUUUUCGUAUGAACAGAGAGGAGGUUUUCGAGGCAGAGCCAGAAGUUGGGGAGGACGUGGUACACGCAGCCGGGGAAGAGUGUACUGAACAUUAAGACUGUUUAGGUCUCAGCCGCUUUGCCACCUUUCUUAUCUCUGUAAGGCCUGAUUCAAAGGUGCACAGUAUGGUACUAUAGUGCACUGUCAGUCGUGUUUUGAGAACAGCUAGUCGAAAAUCAGAAUCAACAGAAUAUCAAAUAACAUUCAAAUCGAAAAUAUGAAUAAUUCUGAAAUGGGAAGUAACAGGCUGUAGUGCCAUGUUUAUGCCCUAGCUUCUUACAUGUCCUUUGCUCCCUUCACCCUCCAGAAAAAGCUUCCGCAAUGGAGUAGGGCAGACCACUCUGUUCUGUUGCUUCCUGGCUUGGAUUGUUUAUUUUGACUGUGGUUGUUUAUUAUUUCCUGCUAUUUAUAUAAAGUGACCAUACUGUGAGCUGAAAACUAAGGGCAUUUUCCAAGGACUCCUUUGUACUCCUUAAAUAUCUAUUUAAGUAAUGCCCUUUCUGUGACAAAGUUAUGUUUUGUACAAUCCAAUUUUGAUUAUUUGUUUUUUUUUUUGUUUGUUUUUUUAAGAACCAAGCUACAUUGUGGAAUCACAGCUGUGACUUUCAUGACUUUAUAUGUUUUUUAAAUGGGAAAAAGUGAUGUUCUGGUUUGAAGGAUCUUCCACUUUGUUUUCCUUUUAACAUAGCAUUCAGUAAUGAGCUUAACUGGAGCUUUAUACUGUACAGGUGUUAAAUUUUAUAACUGUUAUUGUAUAUGGAUUCAGUGCUGUAUGUUCAGAUAUCAUAAAAAUCAGGCUGUUUGUAAUGGUCUGUUUUUUAAACUGCUUCCAUGUCUUUGUAGUAUACAAAGACGUGAAAUUCCAAGGUAAAAAUAGGUCUGCACCGUUACUAUACAGUGGUCUUUUUAAACUGCUUCUGUAUCUUUUUAGCAUACAGAGCUGUGAAAUUCCAAGUUAACAUAAAACUGCAUUACCAUAUACCACGGCUUAUCAAGUAACUCUGAAUGCCUAUUGUCUGGCAUUUGUAUGAUGCUAUUGUACAUUGGUUAAAAUUCCUGUGUAUUGGUGGAAAAGAAGCAUCAAGAAAUGGGCCUUAAAAUUUUUAGUAAUUAUCAGAAGUGCUAGUAAAAACUUUUUCCUCCUAGAGUGUGUUUCAUUGGAAAGACAUUAAAUGUUUUAUAUCUGUA